AUGUCUGGUCCUCCGUCUCGCAUCCGCUCCAUCCUCGGCCAUCUCAUCCCCCAUCAAGCCACGCCUCCUCACAUCCACCACCUCUCGCCCACCUUCUUCCUCGAGCGCGCCGCGUCCAUUGAGCCCAAUGCCGAGGCAAUCUACCACAUCACGUCCAACGGCGCCAUCCUGCGCCGCUCCUAUCAGGAAUUCGCCGACCGCGCCAGAGGCUUGGCCAAUUACCUCAAGAAGCACGACCUGAAGCGCGUGGGCAUUCUCGCGCCCAACACGCCGGCCUUUCUCGAGGCCAUCUACGGCAUUCCGGCGGCGGGCGCCGUGAUUGUGCCGGCAAACUACAGGCUGAAGCCCGACGACAUUGCCUACAUCUUUGAGUUUGCCGAGGUCGACAGCAUCAUUGUCGAUGCCGAGUUUGUCCAUUUGUUGGAUGCGUUCAAGGCAAAGCACCCAAAGGUGCCUCUGAUCAUUGAUUCGGUACGGCUCACCUCCAUCUCGCUUCGUGACACCGACGCCACGGAAGGCCAAUUGUGCGGCCCCUUUGACGAGGCCGUGCUGGAAGGACUCAACUACGACCGCUCCAGUGGCAAUGCAGGCUGGGCCGGUCUCCAUUCGCAUGCCACCAACGAGGAUGACAUGAUCGCCAUCCCCUUUACCUCGGGCACCACGUCUCGGCCCAAGGGAGUUGUCUUUACCAACCGAGGGGCGUAUCUUGCUUGCAUGGGCAACAUUAUCGAGUCCGGGCUGAACCAGGGUCGCUGCAAGUACCUCUGGACCCUUCCAAUGUUUCAUGCCAUGGGCUGGACAUUUCCAUGGGCUGUUGUCGCAGUGCGCGGCUUGAAUGUUUGUCUGCGAAAGAUUGACUACCCGCUUAUCUGGAAGCUGUUGAAGGAGUUGCGCAUCACUCACUUCAAUGCGGCCCCGACAGUCAACACGCUUCUGGUGGCGUCAAAAGAGGCAGAGAAGCUUCCUCACGAGUGCCGAGUAACUGUCGCUGCCAGCCCGCCGAGUGCCCAUCUCUUUGAGCAAAUGGCAAGUAAUCUGAAAAGAGCUACAACGUGUACCAACUUGAAUCUCAUGCCUGUACAUGUCUAUGGCAUGACAGAGACGUACGGUCCCCUCACGAAAUGUUACGUGCUGCCGGAGUGGGACGAUCUUCCUCCACACGAAAAGUUCGCCAAGAUGGCUCGCCAGGGCCACGGCUUCAUCACCAGCCUUCCUAUCCGAAUUGUCAAGCCGGACCAGCCCGGCGGAGUCCUGGUCGACGUGGAGAAGAACGGCAAGGAGAUUGGCGAGAUUGUGUUCUUUGGCAACAUCUGCGCCAAGGAGUACUACAAGGAUCCCGAGGCGACGCGGAAGCUGUUUGAGGGAGGCGGGCUGCAUUCGGGAGACCUGGCGGUCUGGCACCCCGACGGCAGCGCCCAGAUUCUGGAUCGGGCCAAGGACAUUAUCAUCUCUGGGGGCGAGAACAUUUCGUCGGUAGCCCUGGAGAGCAUGCUGGUCGAGCACCCGGACAUUCUCGAGGCGGGCGUGGUGUCCGUUCCCGACUCUCACUGGGGCGAGCGGCCCAAGGCAUACAUUACUGUCAAGGAGGGCAAGAGCCUGGUUGGCGAGGACGUGAUUGACUGGGCCAAGCACCAGAGCAGCAUCAGCAAGUUUAUGGUGCCGCGGGAGGUUGAGAUUGUGGAUGAGCUGCCCAAGACGAGCACCGGCAAGAUUAAGAAGAAUGUGUUGCGGGAAUGGGCCAAGACGGGGCGCAGGGAGUGA
Trichoderma reesei QM6a is the source of this 1761-nucleotide messenger RNA. RefSeq lists its product as uncharacterized. The coding region runs from base 1 to 1761 and encodes 586 amino acids. The transcript is spliced from 5 exons. The record is from RefSeq and is a predicted model, not a curated record. NCBI's taxonomy places the organism in Eukaryota, Fungi, Ascomycota, Sordariomycetes, Hypocreales, Hypocreaceae.